Molecule: messenger RNA, 3221 nt
Organism: Mizuhopecten yessoensis (Yesso scallop)
Lineage: Eukaryota; Metazoa; Mollusca; Bivalvia; Pectinida; Pectinidae
Product: annulin-like
Exons: 16
Coding region: 225-2642 (805 amino acids)
Biological process (GO): peptide cross-linking
Molecular function (GO): protein-glutamine gamma-glutamyltransferase activity
Source: RefSeq, a predicted model, not a curated record
CAAGGUAUCGUUAACGUCGGCGAUGCGUGACCGAUCUUCAGUCGCCUGUUACUAUGGCACAGAAACAUCAAGCGCUGUUUACAGUAACUACCGCGUACUAGUCUAGACGUCUACCCGUGUAACCGGUGUAUACAUUGGCUUGAGCAUAACAGCUGACCAGUGCCACUUAUAUUGUUUGGACCAGAUCAGAAAUAAUAACCGCCCUCUGCAGCCGAUAAACCAGGAUGUACGUAAGGACAUACAGGAAUGGUCAAUGGGAUGGAACUGCUCCUCCUAAAAAGACCAAGGCUAAAAAGAACGGGGUAGAAGUAACCAUUGACGAACCUGUGAAGUAUAAACGAUAUGGCUGCAAACAGAAAGAAGCCCGUAAUGUAACCGAAAAGAAAUGCCAGCCCGAGAAAGUGAAAGAAAGACUCAAAGCAAAAGAGGAGACAGGACCUAGUUUCAGUGCAACAGCUGAAACUGUGUCUGCUUUCCUUGUACUCCUAGAGGACGCCACAGAAGAGGAAAUCAAGGGAGAUCUUCAUGUAGAAUCAGUUGAUUUCCAAAUUCCAUCAAAUGUGAAAAAACACACCACAGAGAGGUUCAAAUGCACGAAGCGAGCAGAAAAGCCAGAUUUAGUUCUGAGGCGAGGUUUGUCUUUCAAGAUCUGCCUUGGUCUGGACCGAGAAUACAGCAAGGCUCACCAUGAUAUAAGCUUCCUGUUUAAAACAGGUGAAGGUAUGACGAGAGACACAAGUAUCAUAGUCCGCAUGAAUGAAGACAAACAGGAUGAUGACUCUAAAAAGGGGAGAAAUUGGCAUGCACAGCUGGUGUCUAUGGAUGGAAAAUCGAUCAUGGUAGAAAUCACCAUUCCGCCUAACGUCAUCAUCGGUCACUGGCAAAUGUCUGUGCAGUCUUUUACCCUACACAAGGGGGAGGACACUAUAGCUCUGCAGUACGACUCCGACCAGGACGUGAUCUUCCUUUUCAAUCCCUGGUGCCCAGAGGACACCACUUACUUCCCUACCUCCGCGCUGUUGGAUGAGUAUGUUUUGAACGACAAAGGCGCUGUCUAUCAAGGCAACUACAGACAGAUAAGUGCUAAGCCAUGGAGAUUUGGACAGUUUGAGGAGGGAAUCUUGGAUAUUUGCCUGAUGGUUCUCAACAAGGCGUUUGAUUGGAUGAUAUCUGCAGAAAUGGCAGACCCUGUCCUGAUUUCCAGAGCUAUAUCCAGCAUUGUGAACAACAAUGACAACUAUGGCAUUUUGGUAGGAAACUGGAGCGGUGACUAUACAGGUGGGAAGUCACCCACUUCCUGGACUGGCAGUGUCAAAAUUCUGAAACAAUACAAUGAGAACCGAGAACCGGUCAAGUUUGGGCAGUGCUGGGUUUUCUCUGCCCUAGUGGUCACAGUUUGCAGAGCGCUAGGUCUGCCUUGUAAGAGUAUCACAAACUUCGCUUCUGCACACGACUCUGACGCAAGUUGUACUAUUGACAGUGUGUAUGAGAAAGACGAAAAAGGCGAACUAAAACCUGUAGAGAAACACAAUACGGACUCAUGCUGGAAUUUCCACGUUUGGAACGAGGUAUGGAUGGCAAGGAAAGAUCUGCCUCCAGGUUAUGAUGGUUGGCAGGCCAUCGAUGCUACUCCGCAAGAGAGAAGUGAAGGCAUGUUUGCCUGUGGACCUGCCCCCAUCGCGGCAAUCAAAGAAGGAGACUGCAUCAUAAAAUACGAUACCAGAUUCUUAUUUUCUGAGGUCAAUGCAGAUCGUGUAUAUUGGGAAAUAGUAGAUGGCAUCUGGAACAAGUUAAGAGUUGCAAGACACUCAGUUGGAAAGAAGAUUAGCACCAAGAAUCCAAAUGAUCUAAGAUCCCUGGAAAGACACGAUGAAACAGCAUGUUAUAAGCACUCAGAAGGAUCAAAACAGGAGCGUUACGCGGUCAUGAAAGCAACCUCUUCGUCUACUGUUAAAAGAGACACGGCAGAGAUCCCCCAAGAUAUAGAUUUCGACAUUACGGAAAUCGAUGACGUCUUGAUGGGCACAGAUGUUGCAAUAAAAAUAAAGGUAAAGAACAUCGCUGAAUCUAAGGAGACACGUACUGUCAAUCUUGAAGCGUCUGUCAGCGCUGUAAAAUACAAUGCCCCUGCUGACCCCAAGAACUUCAUCAAGAGGGAGAAAUUCCCAGGCUUUUCUCUGGCAGCUGGCGAAGAGAAAGUUUUAAAGUUUGUAGUCACCAAUAAAGAAUACGAACAUAAGCUGUUAGAACAAGGAGGAAUGGAGGUGAAAGCUUUUGGUAUCGUCAAGGAGACCCGCAAAGCCGUCGUGGAGAUCGAGGACUUCCGUGUAAGGCGACCUGAUGUUGCUGUGAAAAUGGGCCCAGAAGAGGCCGAAUUGAAUAGUAAGGUUACAAUUAAAAUGAGUCUGAAGAACCCAUUGUCUGUUCCAUUGACCAACUGCUCAUACUCAAUCGACUCGGAAGCACUUGGCGAUGAGGAAACGAAAACUGACGAUGUGCCUGCAAAAGGGGAAUGGAAUGUUACGUUGGAGAAGACGGUUUGGGAAUGUCCAUUGUUUUCAUUUGAGUGCAUACAUGUUGGUUUCGACUGCAAGGAACUACCUAACAUAACUGGUAUCAGCAACACAAUCAGGAUCUUCUAAUGAGAACUACACUCAUCCUAGAUGUUUGUUUUACAUAUAUUUACAAAACAAACAAUAUUUUUUGUUGUCAACACUUGUGCAAAGCUUCUUACUUGAUGAUGUGGAUUUCCUAUAUUCCUUUAAUUAUUAUGACCAAAAUAAAAGGGCAACAAUGAAAUGACCUAGGCAUACUGUCAUUUAAAUGAGCAGAAAAAAAUCAAUGCAAUAUAUAGUGUAAAUGCAGGAAAUCUAUUGAAAAUCUGGGAACGUUUUUGAAAUAUUUUCAAUCAUAAAUGUGAAAAAAUGCACUUUUUUGUUACUGUAUCGAAGGAAUCGGAUAAUUCAGUGACUUGGUUUCCGUGCAAAUAUAAUGACAUCCAUACAUGAUGUACUUAUAGAAAGUAACUAAGAAUAUAUAUCAAAAAAACAUCUGUGGAAAGACUUAAUGAAAACUAUGUAUAUAAUGUUCACUUUAUUAGUGCUAUUCCUGGGUUUUAAUGCUCCCGUCAUUUUAUAGAAGGGCAUAUUCCGUCUUUGCAUAUUGCAGAGUUAUCUGCAUUUGUGAGCAGGUAUUGAUUGUUACGUCAUUUGUUUGUGAGA